Staurois parvus is the source of this 280-nucleotide messenger RNA. The record is from the annotation of a GenBank genome assembly. NCBI's taxonomy places the organism in Eukaryota, Metazoa, Chordata, Amphibia, Anura, Ranidae.
GUGCACUGGUACACAGUCAUGAAAAUGGGCACUAAAGGGUUAAUGCACCGCACCUGGUGAUUGGGCUCUAAGCAAUUAAUACACACAUGCAGGGGCGGACUGACAACUCAUGGGGUCCCCAGGCAAUAGGGGACCGUGGGGGGCCCCUAUGUCCUUGCCCACACUCAAACCACACCCAAAAAAAGCCUAUGGAAAAGGUACCAGAGGCAUCUCAUGGGGCCCCCUUCUGAUCCCGGGCCCUUGGGCAGUGCCCGAGUUCCCAAAUGGUCAGUCCGCCCCU